UCCCGCUCAUCAUGUCCUCCCUCGAAGCCAUCGGCAUCCUCUCCAUCGGCGAGAUGGGCCUGGGAAUUGCCCAGUUGCUCAUCGCCCACAACUACCGCGUGCUGACCUAUGCGUCCGAUCGGAGCGAGGCCACGCAAAAACGGGCCUGGUCGGCAGGCAUCGAACUGCGCCCCUCAAUGCAAGACCUCGUCGACCAGAGCGACGUGCUGCUAUCGAUCGUCCCCCCACGCGAUGCCCGCCUGACGGCCGAACGGGUCAUCGCCGCCUCGUCCGCGCGCCCUGCCGUCCGCGACACCCCCCUCUGGUAUGUCGACCUGAACGCCGUCUCGCCCCAGACGGCCCGCGAGAUCGAGACCCUCUUCACCGCGGCGGGCUCGCAUCUCCGCUUCAUCGACGGCGGCAUCGUCGGCGGUCCGCCCCGCGAGCUCCCCGCCGACGAGUCGCGCGAUCAGCCCGCCUGGCACUGUCCCAGCCUGCUGGUCUCCGGGCCCGAGAAACUGCCCGAUGACGUGCUGGCCCAGACGUUGAACAUCAAGCAUCUGGCGGAUCGCAUCGGCGUGGCGACCGGGCUGAAGAUGUGCUUCGCGUCCUUGACCAAGGGGUUCUUCUCCCUCGCCAUCCAGUCGUUUACCACGGCCCAUGCGCUGGGGGUGUUGCCCGACCUGCGCGCCUUGAUGGAGGAGUAUAACCCCCAGGCGCUGAAGAUGGCCGAGCGGGGCGUCGUGGGGAUGCCCUCCAAGGCGUACCGCUGGGUCGGCGAGAUGAAGGAGAUCGGCGAUACCUUCCGUGAGGACGGGGGGUUUGACAGUGAUCUGUUCUACGCGGUGGCGCAGGUCUACCAGUCGGUCGCGGACGACCCGGUGCUGGGCCUCGAGAAGCCCGGCGAUCGCAAACGGGGGCAGACCGUCGAGGACGUGGUGGAGUGUCUCAACAAGAGCCUGAAGGUGAAGACGGAGUAGGAUGCUGUGUGGUGGGGAGAUAUACGCAUACGCCGGAUGGCAUGACUGGAUGAUAUAUGAAUGAGUUCUGAGCAGUUUCCCAUCAUCUGUGGCGAUAGUGCGUGCACAAUAUUCUGAGCGAGACUACCGAUGAAAUGGAAGAUCAGUGUCAUGGGGUCUGGAACCAUGUCAAUUCAGG
Molecule: messenger RNA, 1137 nt
Organism: Aspergillus heteromorphus CBS 117.55
Lineage: Eukaryota; Fungi; Ascomycota; Eurotiomycetes; Eurotiales; Aspergillaceae
Product: 6-phosphogluconate dehydrogenase C-terminal domain-like protein
Exons: 3
Coding region: 12-959 (315 amino acids)
Molecular function (GO): oxidoreductase activity, acting on the CH-OH group of donors, NAD or NADP as acceptor; NADP binding
Source: RefSeq, a predicted model, not a curated record